AUGACUUCAUCUUCUAGCAUAAAUAUGGAGAACUCUAUAUCUGGUAUGAUUGAGGAACAAAACGAGUACGUCGGCUAUAAUUUCGAUGACUCUGAAAUGGAGGAAAAUUUGCAGCACGAAGACGGCUGGAGCGAAAACGAGUUUGAUAUUGCGUACGAUGAAUUUGAUAAUGAUGAGAACCAUGGUAAACACAUAGACGAUCAAAAUGAUGAGAACCAUGAUGAACACACAGACAGUCUAAAUACUAGUGAGGCACAAUUUGACACGCAGCUUGAGUACGACUAUUACGGUGAAUCUGACUUGGACACGGGUCAUACUGAUGAUGUGGAAGGUGCAUCAGUUCCUGAGGAUUCUGUUGACAUGAGCCAGCAACGAGCAUUUUCUUUCUACAACAGAUAUGCUAAAGAUUAUGGGUUCAGCGUCCGGCUGGACCAGGUUAAGCGAGAAGGCAGACGUCCCAAAAAGCAACUGACCACGGAAGGCCGCGUAUAUAGGCUCAGACCUGAGUCUCGCUGCGGCUGCAAGGCACGUUUGGUGGUGAAGUUUGAUGGAAGAACUGGUUUCUGGGUUGUUGAAGAUUUUCGAGACAAACAUAACCAUGACCCAGCUGAACCAUGCUCCGGUUCAUUUGCCGGUGUUGGAUUCACAAGAAAAGAUUUGUACAACAUGUGCUCUAGGGAGAGGAGGAGGCUGCUUUUCGACGGUGACGCUACCACAGCCAUCCGCAUUAUGGCAAAGAGGAAAAAGAGGGACCCUGAAUUUUUCUAUGAAUAUGACGUUGAUGACAAAGGCCGUCUGAAGCACAUGUUCUGGUGUGAUUCCCAGUCACGUAGGGAUUACCAGGACUACGGAGAUGUGCUGGUGUUUGAUAGCACAUACAAGAUGAAUAAAUAUAAGAUGCCAUUUGUUCCUUUUGUGGGCUUGAACAACCACCGUAGGACAACGGUUUUUGGGUGUGCCAUCCUUUCAAGCGAGAAUGAACAAACAUAUGUUUGGCUUCUAAAGACCUUUCUCAAAGCGAUGUGUCAACAGAAGCCAAAGGCAGUAAUCACGGAUGCAGAUUAUGCGAUGAUCGGCGCAAUCGGCAAAGUAUUUUCUGGUGUGUCGCAUCGCAUCUGCAGCUUCCACAUUGAAAAAAAUAUGGAGAUGCAUCUACCUAACAAGUCACUGAACGAGUUCAAGACUCUUCUGUAUUACACCACCUCAGAGCAAGUAUUUGAGGAGCGAUGGCAUGCAUUUUACAGAAAAUGGCAAUCCCCAAAAACCAGAACAUGGAUGAAGAGGAUGUACAACAAGAGGAAACUUUGGGCUGCAGCGUAUCUCUCUGAAGGAUUCUGGCUGGGUAUGAAAAGUAACCAGCGGAGUGAAAGUUUAAACUCUUGUCUACACCUGCACCUAGAUGGGGAAAUGACAAUUGUUGAUAUGAUUAUGCACUACGACAACGCAAUUGUCCGUCUCCGUGAGAACGAAGCCCACGACGACUGCACGGCUUCACAGACUACACCAGUGCCAAUUACUAAUUUCGGGAGAACUAGAGGUUGCUGCUUGCAAAAAUCUUCACUCCUGCUGUGUUCUAUAUUAUUCAAGGAAUGUGCUGCAGCAGGAAGGGUAGUUCUUUCAUAG
Messenger RNA from Lolium perenne, 1623 nucleotides. The record is from RefSeq and is a predicted model, not a curated record. NCBI's taxonomy places the organism in Eukaryota, Viridiplantae, Streptophyta, Magnoliopsida, Poales, Poaceae.